CUCGCGCCGCGGACGCUCGCGCACACGCGGACACCCACGCUGCUCCCAGACAUAGCCGAGCACUCUCCGAACCCGGACUCCGAGACGCGCACGCCGUCGCCCGAUCCGUCCGCGGGGAGUGGUGGGCGGGCGGUGCGGUCUGUCUCCGUUGCAUCGUUCAUGUCGGACGGCACGAUCGAGAUCGAAGGGUUCGGCUUCGACACGAUCUCGGAGUUUGGCGAUGACAGCUCCGUGUGGGGCGGGGAGUCGAUGUAUGAAGGGAGUGUGUAUGAUGGUCAGGAGGGAUCCGGUGAACCCGAUAUCUCGCGCCGCGCGGAAAAGGUCCUCGCCAGCGCAAAGAGGAGGCUCGAUCUCUGUGGCCAGAAUAUCUCCCGCGCCAGGAGCUCGCUCAUUCUGUCGCCGUCGGCGACGCCGAAUGCGCUCCUGGAGCAUUUGGACGCUGUGGGCCCCGUGGUCAGGAGGAGAGCGGAGAGUGCGGGAGGCGCGAAUUCGCCGCAUUGGAGGUAUAAUAAUGCCAGGACAGGGAAUGAGGAGCGCGGGGUGACGGCGACGGGCAUGGCGCACGUCAGGACGGCGAGUGAGAGUGCGGUUACAGAUGCGCGCUCGUUGGGCAUCGGGAGGUCGUUUGGGGACUUGAGGGGGCUGUCGGAUCUGGUCGAGGACCCGCGCGAGACGGAUAAGCAGCAGCAGCAGCAGCCGGCGCGCACGGUCAGUAGGUGUAACAGCGCGCAGCAGAUGCGCGCGUUGAGGGAUCAGAUGAAGGAUCUGCGCGGCAAGAUUACAACAUUGCAGGAGCAGACCAAGACCGUGAAGGGGCGGCAGAGCGGAUCUUCGCUACGCUCGAGUUCGACGCCCGGAUCCGGAUCCGGAUCGGAAGAAACCACUCCGAAAUGGUCGCCGACAUCGCCGAAUCUGGAGGAGAUCCGUGAGAGCAGAGCGUUGAAUAUACACACUACGAUCGAGCAGGAGUGGGAGCACGUGGCGACCCAGCGGUCGUCCAGCCAGUACUCCGUCGACGGAUCGGAUUGCUCUGGGACCCCGACCGGGCCUCGGCGGGAGGAGGUCAACUCUCCGGUCUUUGCACGCCAGGAGAUCCGCUCGGAUGCUUUCUCGUAUGAUAAUUACUUGUUUGGGGAGUCGUUCUUCAAGGGCAUUCGACCGGCCUCCCUGAGCAGCGACGGGACCGAGUCGACGGCUACAGCCACGCUCCCUCCCCUCGACCCGCCGCGCCUACUCGAGAGGAAGGACUCGUUCGUAUCGAUAUCAUCAUACGCCACGGCAGACGAAGAUCGGGAAGAUUCCGCACGAGCAAGCCCCAGCCUGGCGGACCAACUCCUCCAGCUGCGCGCCCCCUCGAGCACACCAACGAUACCAGGAGGAUGGCUGACCGCCAGUUCGCCCGGCGACGAUGGGUACCACUCAGCACCGCACACUCCCCACGUCGACAAGGAGCUUCCGCAGACCCCAUCCGACGAACCACCGCCUCCGGUAGCGGCAUCCUCAUGGUACCGCGAAUCCGUGGACACUACAAAGACGCAAUCGAUGUUCAUCUACGAGGAUGAUUCCGACGUUGAGGGAGGGGGGGAAGGAGGGCAUGGCGGCGGAGUACCUUUGACGAUCGCCACGUCGACAAGAGACAGCCAGACAAUGGUGGUCGGCGGCAUGGGCGUCGGCGGCAAAGAAGAGGUCGAGUUGCGGAUUGGCCGCUCGGACCGCGUGCUGAUUGAGGGCGUCAUCGAGGCGCUGGGACGGGUGUGCUGCGCUAUGGAAUCGGAGGGGGAGAGGUCGCGGUCGGAUCUAAGGGAAAGACUGCGCGAGGCUAUGAGAGUCCUCGAGGGCGAUGAUGGGGAAAUGUUUUGAUUCGAAGUUGAUACCAUUUGAUUUGAUUUGUUUAAUUUUGCUUUGGAGUUGGGCUGUACUGCUGGGAGUUCGCAUUUUCUAUUUUCCUUUUCCGUUUCCUUUUCCUUUGUGCGGG
This is a messenger RNA of Tricharina praecox, 1975 nucleotides long. RefSeq lists its product as uncharacterized. The transcript has a single exon. Bases 160 to 1860 code for a protein of 566 amino acids. The record is from RefSeq and is a predicted model, not a curated record. NCBI's taxonomy places the organism in Eukaryota, Fungi, Ascomycota, Pezizomycetes, Pezizales, Pyronemataceae.